CGUACAACUUUAUAUUUCAACUGAUGAACUAUUGCUGGCAGACGGCAAUAAACGUCUCAGGUUUGAUAUGAAAUGACCGGCUCUGUGUCGUCUGCUCAGAAAGUUCCCGCCAAGCUUUAUUUUCCCGGGACAAUAUACUAGCAUGUGUAAAAGAGAGCUCUAUUCGUCGGUUUGUCACGGCAGAAAGGAAAUUCUAAUGUUUCUCUUGAUUCUUCAGAUUUUUAGUUUUGCAGGCUCCGGAGGUGAGGUUUACCCUGACUGUCCCAGCCCUGUCCAGAAGUACGCCUUCCAAUGCUUCACCGGAUACAACACACAGAUGCUCAACAUGGUCAAAAGCAGCGCAACGCUCUUCUCCGGGGUCGAUGUGGAAAUUAUUAGGGCCUUUUGCAGUGCAUACAACCAAGCCAUGGUCUGUAUUGAGAAUAUGAAGGAAAUCUGCCCCGCAUCUUUGCAUAGAAAGAUCGAGGCGACCCUAAUGAACUUACAAGGCGCCAAACCAGAAGUAUCCGCUCUCUGCACAGACGAUAAUAUUUAUGAACGAUACGCACGUCACAUGACCUGUUUACGAGAGUACGGCGCCUACUCCGAGAGAUGCUUCAGAGACGGAAUGAACUCUUCUUCUAUACGUCUGAUGCAGUGGAUCAGUGAAGACGAUAUAUAUCAGUUAUGUAGUGAUCUUAACCGAACUGUGGAUUGCAUCACAUCUAAAAUAGGACGUUGGUGUGGACCGGAAGCUGCGCAACUCAUCCCAAUUCUUGUAAAACCCAUGGUUCGGAAAAGUACCAAAUGUGACGUCAUGCCCUUGUCCGGGUUAGGUACUGCUCUGAUGACGACACUACGCCGUCGGCCUUACCGACAGGAAACAAUAACUUCUAAACCAAACAUUUUUAAUACACCGAAGGCGGACACACCAGAUCAACGUCACGUGAUUUAUGCGAAUCCGUACAAUUCCAGCGCUUCCAAUACGCCGCUCACAAGUUUAACUGUCAUUAUUACAUCAUUAUGUGGACUGCCGUACAUUAUAUUGCACCAUCUUCGUAAUUAAUCAACGAUUUGACACCACUCCCUCGUUAUUUCAAAUGAUAAUCAACCUUGAACCUAGAGAUACAUGUGUAGGUAACUCUACCAAUAAUACAUAUACCAAUCGACUUUACAAGCAGUUGUGCCUCAUGUGUUCACGUGACUGUAUAAUAAUAUUAGCCUGGAAAAAGAAGCACAUGACAUGUCAUGCAAAUAAUUCACAUGAAAUUCACUCGAGUUAAGAUCCUGGAUUUACAGCAUGAUUAUACCCCCCCCCCCCCUUUUUCUCCUUACACCCUGUCGGAGAUGGUUUUAAUCAGACUGUCUGGUUGGACUGAAAUUAUCGAAUACAAAUGAAAUUAUAACUCGAAUUAAGUUCCCUACUUUUAAAGAAAUUCACUCAAAUGAGAGAAAUUCACUCAAUUGGAGUUCUCUGGUUAAAAUGAAACUAACUCGAAGUUCGAUAGAUAUUUACUAUAGAGACUACCAUGGAAGAUAUUGAACUAAAUACAUGUAAUAGAUGUCAAAUGUAUAGGUAAUUUAUCUCUUAUCAUUAAAAAGGAAACUAAGAGUAAGGAGAUAGAACCUUAAUGCUGAAUGCCGCCCCAUAAAGUACACUCACUGUGUUUCUAUUUGGCCGGGCUGUAUAACUUGCCCUGAGGUUAUAAUUUUCCACACAUGCAUUCUGUGAUACACUAAACAUUCCAACAAGUCUCACAAAAACAACUUGUUAAUAAACAAUCAAAUCUCAGACAGCAUUAUCCGCGGUGGGGAGGAAUUCAUCAUUUGGAAAGGAAUGCUUUGUCGCCAUUGUGGAUGCCACCGGAAGGAGGUGAAGAGAUUAAAAUUGUCUUGACGCACUGGAAAAGACGUUCAACAACAAUAAAAAAUUGAGAUUUUUCCUUGUCCUUUUAAACAACAAAUUAUUAAAAAUAUUCCGCUCUA
Magallana angulata is the source of this 1965-nucleotide messenger RNA. RefSeq lists its product as uncharacterized. The record is from RefSeq and is a predicted model, not a curated record. NCBI's taxonomy places the organism in Eukaryota, Metazoa, Mollusca, Bivalvia, Ostreida, Ostreidae. The coding region runs from base 143 to 1045 and encodes 300 amino acids. The transcript is spliced from 7 exons.